CAUGUUUACCCCUGCAGACAACGGGUAGGGUAGCGGGAAACCCGGAGAGGAAUAAAAUCAGCCUGAGUGACUAGCCUAAGUGCAGAGCUGGGGGCCAGGAGGACCAGGCAGACUCUAAGUUCAGGUGCGCUGAGUUCGCAGGGCCAGCAGACGCAGAUCUCUAAGGACGCACUUACUGCUCCUGUUGACGUCCUGCGUGGCUUUCAAUUGGCUUGUCAAGGGGGCUGGAGGAAACCCUGAGGCGCCCAGAGAAGUUUGGGGCAGAGCGAGGGGAAAGCGCCUGGUUCUGCAGAGGAAUCCAGGAGUCUCAGCUCCACCCCUGCAACAAGGCAAGAGGACAAAUCACAAACGACUCGGAGGGGUGGGGGUUAGAGGCGUGGGGACAGUCUCCAGCCACUAGAACGUGGGGGAGCGCGUCCUGAGGUCCUGAGACAGCCAGAGUGUAUUGGGAGUGCGGAGUGUGGGAAGCUCUAGCAGCUUCCCUGCUCGGGAGUGGAGGGGACAGGCACGAACAUCCCACCCCAAACUGCUCGCCCUACGCUGCUGGGAUUGCGCAGCCAAGAGAUCAAAAGGAGGAAGGACAGCGAGCGGAGCUUAGGACACGGGUCUCCCGGUCCUCAGAGGCGGGAAGGAAGCAGCCCACAGCGGACAGGGCCUCCCAGGUGCUGCACCGACAGCAUGAGUUUCCCGCGAGGUUCCCACGAUCGGGCGGCCAACAACUCCAGCCGGUGGUGGCCUCUGAGCGCCGAGGAUGCCAACAGCAGCCGGGAGGCAGCGGGGCUGCUCCAGGAAGGUAACGACCCUCCCGGGGAUGUGCGCAACGAGGAGCUGGCCAAGCUGGAGAUCGCCGUGCUGGCGGUGAUUUUCGUGGUGGCCGUGCUGGGCAAUAGCAGUGUGCUGCUGGCGUUGCAUCGCACGCCACGCAAGACAUCCCGCAUGCACCUCUUUAUCCGACACCUCAGCCUGGCAGACUUGGCGGUCGCCUUCUUCCAAGUGUUGCCACAGCUGUGCUGGGACAUCACCUACCGCUUCCGCGGGCCGGACUGGCUGUGCCGCGUGGUGAAGCACCUGCAGGUGUUUGCCAUGUUCGCGUCCGCCUACAUGCUGGUGGUCAUGACCGCCGACCGCUACAUCGCGGUGUGCCACCCGCUCAAGACCCUGCAGCAGCCCGCGCGCCGCUCGCGCCUCAUGAUCGCUGCCUCCUGGGUGCUGAGUUUCCUACUAAGCACGCCGCAGUACUUCAUCUUCUCUAUGAUCGAAAUCGAGGUGAACAACGGUACCAAAACCCAAGACUGCUGGGCUACCUUCAUCCAGCCCUGGGGUACCCGUGCCUAUGUGACCUGGAUGACCAGUGGUGUCUUUGUGGUACCUGUGGUCAUCUUGGGUACCUGCUACGGCUUCAUCUGCUACCACAUCUGGCGCAACGUCCGUGGGAAGACGGCGUCGCGGCAGAGCAAGGACUCUGGGGACACCCCAGGUCCCUUCCACAAGGGGCUUCUGGUCACGCCUUGUGUCAGCAGCGUGAAGACCAUUUCCCGUGCCAAGAUCCGCACAGUGAAGAUGACCUUUGUGAUCGUGACUGCCUACAUCCUCUGCUGGGCGCCUUUCUUCAUCGUCCAGAUGUGGUCAGUCUGGGAUGACAACUUCAUCUGGACCGAUUCAGAAAACCCCUCCAUCACCAUCACGGCGUUACUAGCAUCCUUGAACAGCUGCUGCAACCCCUGGAUAUACAUGUUUUUUAGCGGCCAUCUCCUGCAAGACUGUGUCCAAAGCUUUCCAUGCUGCCAAAGCGUGGUGCAGAAAUUCACCAAGGACGACUCGGACAGCAUGAGCAGGAGGCAGACUUCUUACUCCAACAACCGAAGCCCCACAAACAGCACAGGGAUGUGGAAGGACUCACCUAAAUCGUCCAAGUCCAUCAAAUUCAUCCCUGUUGCCACCUGAGCCGCAAAGCCUGGCAGCCCCGACUCUUGGGGCAGGGGGUGGGGAAGGGGGCUUUUUGGUCCAUUUAUCUAAACCCAGCUAGAGCUCAUAAGAGCAGAUGGGUUUAUGUGAGAUGGCCACAAAUCAGCUCAACACAUAUGUUGUUUCUAGCUGUUUUCCUCACCGCUGUGACCAAAAGUGGAAUUAUAUUUGCAUAGACUAUUAAUGAAAAUGUGCUACACUGAAAUGUGUAGGCCUGGUUCAUAACCAUACUGACUUUAUAUUUUGUCGUUGAUGUUUUUUUUUUAUUGUAUUUUUAUUUCUGACCUAAGUGAGGCUUGAUUGGUUUAAGUCAUGUGAUGUGUACUGUUUCUCAACAAAGUGAAUUCGUGAUUUAAAAAGA
This is a messenger RNA of Peromyscus maniculatus bairdii (prairie deer mouse), 2326 nucleotides long. It is a transcript of the gene Avpr1a, whose product is annotated as arginine vasopressin receptor 1A. Gene Ontology annotation, molecular function: vasopressin receptor activity; peptide binding. The record is from RefSeq and is a predicted model, not a curated record. Gene Ontology annotation, biological process: positive regulation of vasoconstriction; cellular response to hormone stimulus; regulation of systemic arterial blood pressure by vasopressin. NCBI's taxonomy places the organism in Eukaryota, Metazoa, Chordata, Mammalia, Rodentia, Cricetidae. Gene Ontology annotation, cellular component: plasma membrane.